Triticum turgidum subsp. durum (durum wheat) is the source of this 2001-nucleotide messenger RNA. The record is from the annotation of a GenBank genome assembly. Lineage: Eukaryota; Viridiplantae; Streptophyta; Magnoliopsida; Poales; Poaceae.
AUGCAUAUCCCGGCGGCCGCCGCCGUGCUCUGCUCAGCCACACUGCUGCUAACUGCCGUCCUCGCCACCCACGCCCAAAACACCACCACGCCGACGUUGCCGUCAUCGUCGACCUCCUGCGACCCAGCGAUGUCUGCGCAUCAAGUAGACAAGUACCCGUUCUGGCUCGGCGGCACGCACCCGCCGGUCGGCUACCGCGCCUUCCAGGUCAGGUGCGACUGCAACGGCACGGCCUCUCUCAGGAACUCCAUCUGGACGUACCAGAUCACGGAGAUCUCUUACGGCAACGACAACGGCACCUUCCCGGUCGCCAACACCGAUCUCUCCGACGGCAGCUGCGACAUCAAACUCAAAGUGAACGCCUCCUCCGACCUCGGCUACGCGCCCUUCGGCAUCAGCGCCACCAACCAGGAGCUCUUCUUCCUCUACAACUGCACCGACCUUGAGGCGCAGCCGCUGCCGCUUGCUUGGGUGCCCGUUAACUGCACGAAUGCCAACACGUCCAUAUUCAACUCGUUCGCGUUGCUCUCCGGCGGGUACAAGCCCGACAACAAAUGGGAGCCGAUACCGGGGAGCUGCACCGUGUCGAUGAUGCCGGUGCUGGGGUACCCUGGGGCGACCGGGGCGGACUACCGGCGGCUGAUGAACAGCGGGUUUCUUGUCGAGUAUACGGCCGGCGACUGCAGGGCGUGCGAGGAGAGUGGAGGCUUUUGCCGGAUUAACACCACCUACGAUAUCUUCGAGUGCCGCUGCUCUGACGGCAUGUCUGACUUCAUCAUCUGUCGUAGCUCAGGUAGUGAGAGGAGAGGGAAGAAGAUUAUGCUAAUAGGUACUACAUCAGCUGCUGCAACCUUUCUCUGUGCAUGUCUUUAUGUGCUGAUAUGGCAUAGAAAAGGGAAAAGACUAUGGUUUCUCCUUUGCAAGAAGGCUAGCAGCAACACUGAGAAGAAUUACGAGGCAAUGAUAGUAUCAUAUGGAUCCCUAGCUCCAAAAAGAUACAUGUACUCAGAGGUAAUGAAGAUAACUUCUUAUCGUAAUGAUCAGCUUGGUAAAGGUGGCUAUGGUGUGGUUUUCAAAGGAAGACUACACGAUGGUCGUCUAGUUGCUGUGAAAUUUUUGCAUGACUGCAAAGGAAAUGGGGACGAGUUUGUGAAUGAGGUUAUGAGCAUUGGCAGGACCUCUCAUGUUAAUGUUGUUAGCUUAUUUGGGUUCUGUUUGGAGGGAUCAAAACGAGCUCUUAUAUAUGAGUACAUGCCCAAUGGUUCCUUGGACAAGUACAUUUACUCAGAGAACCCCAAAGAAAUUUUAGGAUGGGAGAGGCUCUAUACUAUAGCAAUCGGGAUUGCUCGUGGCCUCGAAUACUUUCACCAUAGCUGUAAUACACGCAUUGUCCACUUUGAUAUCAAGCCCCAAAAUAUCCUUCUAGAUAAAGAUUUUAGCCCAAAGAUUGCCGAUUUUGGUCUAGCUAAAUUGUGUCAUACAAAGGAGAGCAAGCUUUCAAUGACUGGUGCUAGAGGAACAAUUGGGUUCAUCGCUCCAGAAGUUCACUCUCGAACAUUCGGAGUGGUUUCAACGAAGUCAGAUGUUUAUAGUUAUGGAAUGAUGCUUUUGGAAAUGGUUGGAGGCAGGAGAAAUGUAAAAUCAAUUGUUGCAAAAUCCAGCGAAAAGUAUUUUCCAGACUGGAUUUACGACCACUUUGCGCAAGAUGAUGGAUUACAAGCAUGUGAAGUCACAGGAGAAAUUGAGGAAAUCGCAAGAAAGAUGACCUUAAUUGGUUUGUGGUGCGUACAAAUACUGCCUGCAUAUCGCCCUACCAUAACCAAAGUUCUAGAAAUGUUCGAGAGAAGCUCAGAUGACAUGGAUAUGCCACCGAAGCAAAACUUUUCUGGAUUGCUUGAAAGUUCAGCUCACAAUAUGGAUGUACAAAGUUCAAGUUCUACCAGAUCUGAGGAGAUCAGCCUUGUGAAUUCAAAAUUUGUACAACAAUCGCCAACUCUUUGA